Pomacea canaliculata is the source of this 8636-nucleotide messenger RNA. Its product is annotated as chloride channel protein 2-like. The coding region runs from base 2812 to 5364 and encodes 850 amino acids. Gene Ontology annotation, cellular component: membrane. Gene Ontology annotation, molecular function: voltage-gated chloride channel activity. Gene Ontology annotation, biological process: chloride transport; transmembrane transport. NCBI's taxonomy places the organism in Eukaryota, Metazoa, Mollusca, Gastropoda, Architaenioglossa, Ampullariidae. The record is from RefSeq and is a predicted model, not a curated record. The transcript has 25 exons.
UGCUUCAAGUCAGCGAAUGUCUUUUUCAGUGAUGGUCUGUGUCGGGCGCUGGGGUUCAACAUUCGAAGUUUCUGUGGUGUUCACCAUUAGCCUAUACCUUGUAAGCACAAAGGGAACUUCCCCCUUCCCCCCAAGGGUCCUUCCUCGGGGCUAGAGCUUAGACUGCGGUUCUUGUUCGCACGAUGAACCCUCUGGGGUAUUGCUGAAGGCAACAAUUCCACCUGCUGCCUUGUUCCGUCCUGCUGAUGUUCACCGCCAUUUGGUCAGAGACUGCUUACUCGUCCACACGUAAUGUGGCUUAUUUCGCAGCUAACCUCCAUAUUUGUGUAUGUAGGGGGGGGGGGUAUAAACAUAUCGCUAUUCACUAUCUGCGACCCACUGGAUUGGGGAUGGUCCCCCCACUGCCUAUUUGCUUUGAUAGUCUGGACUUAGGACAUCACGGGGUCUCUCACAGCCUGACAGACGAUUGUGUGUGUGCGCGCUACUAAAUAUCAAUGAGUGCGAUUUUCAUCGAUGUUAGUGCAUGCGUGAGUGAAAUAACAGGAGAAAGACUGUUCCGUUUCAUUGACCACCUUGGAGAAAAUUUCCUCCUCUCUAAGGUCCGACGAUUCAGAAUGGUCCAUUCACAAGAUGUUCAAGCGAGUAGCCGAGUGGUUAGAGCACCGGUGUAUGAAGCCGGAGAUGCACAGGUUCGACAUCCGUGUGGCGCAAACGAAUUUCCCCCGGUCGACCCCGGUGUCAGGAACGGGUACUUGACUCCAUAAAGGGUUGGGAAAAGGAUAGCAGCGUGAGGAAGAGAAAAUAGGCACCGCUGUAAAAAAAAACAAAAAAAACCCCAAACAAACAAACACCAAAAUCCCCCCAAAACACGAGCCGCGGACAUUUCUUUAACAUCUCAUCACCCAACGACCUUUAAAAAAAGAAAGCCUUUACCUUUACAUUUGUCCAAAUUUGUCUUCAGAAAAAGUAUUUUAGAUCAGAUUGUUUAUCUCAAUGAGGAGGGCAGAGCAAUGUUUGCUGCACUAAAUGACUUACCCUGCUUAUCUCAAGGUAAUUGUAUUUUAGGGUAGGCGUCAGAAAUUUACGAAGGCCGCUGUAAGUGAUGCACGUUUUCUUAUUUAGACACGAAUGAAGUUUUCAGUACACGACGCGACAGACAGGUGCUACACCUACUUUCCUAUUUUCAGUUCUUAUUUUCAUUUAAGGCUGCAUAAAUCAACAGCACUUGGUGUCCAAAGAAACUUUGGAGAAUACUUUUCAUCUCUACAUGAGUGGCCAUAAUUUAAGGCUGUACAUAAUUUAAGGUUGUAAAAUAAGGUCAAACGUAUACAUGUUUUGACUUUAUUUCAAUGGAAGCGAGUUUAUUUAGUUUUUUUGGGGGGUUUUGAAAAAUUUAUUGGCUGUCACUCGAGUAUAUGGAAGACAGCUCUGUUUCAGCGACGAUUUUUUUUUAAGAGAAGGAAGUACAAACAAACAGGAAUAUACAACGCAACUUCAGUCGCAGACCAUGAGAAGUACUGUACUGUCUUUUAUGUGGCCGAUGAUUUGCAAAGCCGAGGACAUGUCUUUGCGAUGCCAUAAAUCAGCAAGUGGUAACGGUUCCAUCCUCUGCUGUAGCUGGACCGCACAUCGUCCCACCAAUUAUAGUACUCGGAUGGAUCUUAUAACUUUUGACUUCCAAAACAACUCGUUUUCAUAUAUUUUCACUUUUUUUGGUAACAGAUUUAUAUAUUUUAUGGCAGUAAAUUUUAAAUAGACUAUUAUAUAUAUAUAAUAUCGAUACACGAUAGCCUUAAUUUGGUUUUUUGUUUUGAUAUAUUUCUCGGCCGUCUGUGAGGGUUUUUUUUUUUUUACUUAUCGUGAAUUUCCAAAGCAAUUUCCAAUACAUUUCCCGGAAAAAUCGGUGUAUAAGUGGACCUACGCAGUUCAAACCCAACUAUUGUUUGCUGUAAACUGCAUGAUCCAGAAAACACUUCAGCUUGAUCACUCUAGCUAAUGAGCGACAUUUGUGCGCACGAACACUGCUCCAACAGAACAGUCCAGAAAAUUUAUUAACGACUCUUGACUACUUAUAAAUAGACAGCAUACCUACAAAUCUUGAUAAAAGCAUACUCACGUGUUGUUUUUUUAAACAGCCUGCUAUGCAAAAAUUAAAAGAAUUUGCUGAAUCAUCCUCUCGAUCAAAGACACCGAAACGCCUGACAGAGACUGGCAAUAAAUCAUCCAUCUUUAUAAGGAAUAUAUAUAUGUGUGCUCCACACAAAAGAGUUAAACAUACAUUUAUUAACUUUUACUUCUGAACAUUGCUGGCAGCGCUCAAAACUGUUCAUGUUUUCUUAUUCCAGUCUUUGGCAUGAAAAUACUAGAUUUUUCUAAGGAGUGCAAAAGUAUUGCUAUUGUGAUGCAGUUAUAAGUAAAAAUCGUAUAGUCAGAACUCUUUUUUUAAAAAAAGCGUGAAAAAAAUAAGCUGUACCUCUUAUCAACAUAAACAAGGCGGAAGCAUACUCAGACAAUACUGAGUAGAUAUGUAGGUGCUAAUCCUCGUACCAGUCAUGCUGCCGUACCGAAGUAUCCUCAAUCUCUGUAUUAUUUACAGCUGACAGCUGACUUUAUGGACAUUACAAAAGAGAUUUGGGAACCUUUGCCAAAUUCCAAGCCAAACGCCUGAAGAAGCAGGAUGCACCUAUUGAACUAAAGAUCAAGAAACCCUAUGGAUUACUGUUUCUUUGGGAUCGAAUUACAUGGCUUCAAGGCCUAAUCUUCAGUAAAAUUGGAGAGGAUUGGGUGUUUCUUACUGUCCUGGGCUCUAUCAUGGGUGCUCUGAGCUUUGCCACAGAUAUCCUCAUAGAGAAGUGUAUGGAAGCCAAGUUCUGGGUGUAUCAGGAGCUGAAGUUUUCAGUUGCCCUGCAGUUCUUUAUCUGGGUCUCAUACAGUGUGCUUCUUAUGCUGUUUGCUGCUGGCUUCUCCCAUGUUGUCUCACCACAGUCUGUUGGUUCUGGUAUUCCAGAGAUGAAAACAAUUUUACGAGGAGUUGUUUUAAAAGAAUAUUUAACAUUCAGGACACUGGUUGCAAAAGUUGUGGGUCUUUGUGCAACCCUAAGCAGUACCUUAUCCAUUGGCAAAGAGGGUCCCUUUGUCCACAUAGCUAGUAUGGUGGCAGCACUUCUUGGCAAAUGUACCAGUUCAUUUAGAGGGCUUUAUGAGAAUGAAGCUCGCAGGUUGGAACUGCUGGCUGCUGCAUGUGCUGUAGGUGUGGCCAGUACAUAUGCAGCACCAAUAGGCGGAUUGCUGUUUAGCAUUGAGGUGACAACGGCAUAUUUUGCUGUGCGAAACUACACACGAGGAUUUUAUUCAUCUGUCUGUGCAGCAGUGGUGUUUCGUGUUCUAGAAUACUGGUCCAGAGAAGGUGCAAAGCUGUCUGCAAUGUUCUUAACAAACUUCAGACCUGACAACCCAUUUGAUGCUUUGGAGCUGUUUGCUUUUAGUUCAAUAGGUGUAGUUUGUGGCUUUGCAGGUGCUCUUUUCAUUCUAAUGCAUCGCAGAAUUGUUAGACUCAUACGCCAACACAAAAAAGUGUCUGUAUUUCUCCAGAAGAAUCGGUUUAUCUACCCUGGAGCUGUGACUCUAGUUAUAGCAUCUCUCACCUUCCCACCCGGAUUUGGACAGUUUUUUGCUGGACUGCUCCCUCCCAAGGCAGCCAUAAAAGAGCUGUUCAGUAACUUCACUUGGACAGGUGGACAAGCUGAGAAUCUUGACGAAGAAAUAAUUCUCUCACAUUGGAUUCACCCCUGGACCAACGUCCAUGUCACCCUUGUCCUCUUCACCCUCAUGCAUUUUCUGAUGGCUUGUUUGUGCAACACCCUCCCUCUGCCAGUUGGUGUUUUUGUUCCUGUGUUUACUGUUGGAGCUGGAUUUGGUCGUCUGGUGGGUGAGAGCAUGGCUGCAUGGUUCCCAGAAGGUAUCCCAGUGGGAGACAGUUAUCGCUUGAUUGUGCCUGGUGGUUAUGCUGUUGUUGGUGCUGCAUCUUUUGCUGGAGCGGUGACAAGGUCAAUAUCAACAUCUGUCAUGGUGUUUGAGAUGACAGGCCAGAUUAGUCAUGUUUUGCCAGCAGUUAUAUCAGUACUGAUCGCCAAUUUUGUAGCAAAUAUGUUACAACCCUCCUUUUAUGACAGCAUUAUCCGUUUACGGCGACUGCCAUACUUGCCAGACAUCCAGUCUUCUAGAACUGAUACAUGGCGAAUGUUUGUGGAGGACAUCAUGAUCCGUGAUGUCAAGUUUGUGCCAUUCACAGCCACAUACAGAGACCUUCAGGAUUUACUGCUGAGCACAAAGCAUCGGACUUAUCCUCUUGUGAACAAUUUAGAGUCACGGACACUACUGGGAUCCAUUCAGCGCUAUGAGCUAGAGCGCAUGCUGCUAGUUCACCUCAGUCCAGACACACCUGUUUAUGUUCCUGAUGAUAGUCCAGAUGAUAAUGGAAGUCCUCAGUGUCCCCUUCCUUCAGCACCAACUGGCUUAACUCCCCAAGGAGGACCAAUUCCCCGCUUCCAGGUGACACGAGUAGAUGAAGAUGCACAGGCAGUGGAGACUGUCAGUGAAAUUGAAGAGAAAAAGGACACUGACCAGUCACCUAAUCUUAAUGUGAUUUCACAGACUUCUGUGAGUACUGCAGACAACAGUUCAUCAACAGGCUACAAUACUGUCAAUGUGCCCUUACGCUCUAUUCUCAAGAAGUCAGCUUCUUCCCCUGGGCUGUCUCGAUGUGCUAGUACAGGGGACAUGAAAGAUGAACUGAACCAGUUUUACAGGAAACUUUCUCGUCAGCGUAGAGAGAGUCGUAUAGAAGACAGACCAUUCAAAAUCACUAGUGCUAGAAGCAGCAGUGCUAGCUUGGGCAAAAAGGUCAAACUGCCUCCAGUUGCCAGAAGAAUGAGGCAGCUCACACAAAUGGAGCACCAGGCAUGGGAGGAAGCACAACUAUCCAUGCCUGUGGACUGGGAAGGCGUGCAGAUUGAUCCAGCUCCUUUCCAGCUUGUAGAGCGCACAUCUCUUCAUAAGGUUCAUUCUUUGUUCUCCCUUCUUGGACUCAACCAUGCAUAUGUGACAAACAUUGGUCAUCUUGUUGGUGUUGUUGGAUUGCAAGAGUUGCGGAAUGCCAUUCAAGGACAGUUGGAUUCACAGGCGGCAAACAAAGGAAAAAAAUCAAAUAUGGAUGAUGACGAAGAGGAGGAAGUGGCCAUAGACAUGGAGGAGCUGGAGAUCGUCCACAACAUACCGCCUACAGAUGAAUAUCGCCUGCAUGAAGUAACUUCAAACAGUGACAACCAAAAUCACAAACAGGGGCCCACCACUACUGCUGUUUGAAAAGUGGAUCAACUGAUUUCAAGGGCCAGAUUUUUAUGACUACUUGUGUUUGGCAGCCAGAUCAUGUAUCCAAUGCUGCUAAUACUUUGAAUAAGAAUCAGCACAUUUCUGCUAAAACUGAUGAGUCAGACUCAAGUGCAAGAUUGACUGCAUGAUGUUGGUGUAGACAACAAAGACAGGGUGGUGCAUUAUUGCUAACAGAGACACUGCCUGCCUCCUUUAAUGGGCAUGAGUGGAGAGUGACAUGCCCACCAUGUCAACACUUGUGUCAGUUCCAUCAAGGAACCAAAUAUUUCAUCAUUGCCAUUGCUAGAGACAACAAAAUUCGCAUGAAAACUAAAAAGCAAAGGACAAAUUGCCUUAUGUACAUUGUCAUGGAUAUAUGAAAAACAAAGUACCAGAUGUUCACAGCUGCUUGUGAUCGACACAGGAAAGCGGAAUAGCAGUUGACAGUGACACUAUUAUUCUUGCCUGUCUGGAGACAUGGUAGGUAGAUUAUCACAUAUUGUCAUUUUGGUAAUCUCUGCUGUCUUAUCAGGUAUCUUGUGUCCAGUACAUUUUGUACACUUUCCUAUGUUAAGAAAUUUAUAGCAAAUGGGCCAGUCAUUUUUUUUCUUAAUUGGCAGAUGUAGUGUUAACCUUAAAUUACUAUAUCGCAAUUCAAAAGUUUUAGAAGACCAAAAUAUAAGUAUUUCUUGCGAAAAAUGAAAUGUAUACAUUACAUGGAUGCUAUCCCAUACUGAAUACUGCAAGCUGUUCUAUAGAUAGUACCGGAAGGUCUAGCCUAAAACUUGAAUUUUUUCCAGUAUCUCAUUCAACAGUACAAGUCACUGUAAGGAACUUAAAAUUAUUUUUUAAAAUAAGAACAAAAAGAUAUAUAAAUUGAUUUUUUUCUUAAUUGCCUGAAAUAAAAAUAAUUAAUUUAAGUUUGUCAUCUCUCCAAUUCUACCCAGCAGAAAACUUUAAAAGACAAUGCUAUAGUCCCACAUUGAUUACAUAUAAAAAUUAUUUGCCUCCAUUAAAUUAUUGUGCAGGAAGUGAUGAGUUGCCAAAACUUAUUCAGUAUUUUGUGCAUCAUACCUGUAAAUCAGUUUAUUGUCCCUUGAUAAGCUUUUAAAUGCAGGGUUGUGGCCCAAGUGAAUGUUGUAAAAAAAUGCAAUUUAAAUAAAAGAAAUUAAAACCUGGCAAAAAAUGUAAAAGUAAGGGACUAAACCUAACAAGGAUAGGAAGAUUAUGUAAAACUGCAAAAUCUGAUGUGCAUUUUAUUCCUGGGAAAUGUCAACUAAAAUGCAGUCAAGAUGUCCCUGAUACCUAAGCAAAACAUGGGAGGAUGAUUUUGUAUUCAUAGCAAACGAUUACCAAAGGCUUCUCUUGUCCUAAAAUUUAUGUCAUUGAAUUCUGAAUUUGCAGCACAACAGCUUUUGCUUUCGGCAGAUUCAAGUUCAAGUUGUUCCCUUUCUCUUUUUUCUAUACUUAUAUUGUACUGUAUGUGUAUAAAUGUACAUAUAUACCUGUGAAUAAACAUUAAAAUUUUUUUUCUCACCAAGUUAAAUAUGAGUGCAUGCAUAAAGUGGAAACAGAAAAACGUAAUUAUCUAAUAGACCUGGAAAAACUAAUUAAGUAAUUUGAUCUCUGUAUUGUAUCCUUUAUUUAAAAUAGAUUAGAAGUCAAAAAUGUGAGGCCAUUGACCUACACUGAUGUGACAAAAAAAAAAAAAAAAAAGAAAAAAGAAAAAAAGAACCACGAACAACUGGUCAGCUAUCACGAAAAAGUCACAAAUAGCAUUUAACAUACUUUGACUGAGAGUUCCUGUCAAAGACACCGAUUUUUAAAAAAAAGAAUUGUUAACUAUUUGUAGUAACAGCCCAUUAUGUGUGCCAGUACAUGUAUUUUUAAAGCGCUGCUAAUAGAGGUUUUAAUUAUUUAUCAUCCAAAACUUUAACUUAAAGGGAGGCUAAUGUCAAUGCUGCACAUGGUAUGCAAGUUCUUUUUUCAGUUUUGUACUGUUUUGAAUGUGUUUGAUACUGUAACUGUGCUCAGUCAUAUAUACACUUGAACUGUGACAGCUGGAAAAUGCCACAGCUGUUUGUUUAAAACAAUUUAGUUUUUUGAAAUUGAAAGUAUUUGAAAUGUUAUCUCAGAAUGCAUUUGAAAAAAUCUUGCCAUAGAUUAUUUACAAUUACCUAGCCUUUUUUAAGGAUUAUAAGACAUGCAAGUAGACACUUUUGAUUACCAGCUUUCACAAAGUUGCAUCUUGGCAGAGUUGAUCUUUUGAACGUAAAAAACACACCUCAAGCAUUAUAUUCCAGAAUGUGUAAAUGUCAACAAAUGUGAAGUUACAUCUGACAGCCUUUUAUUUACUGUAACUUUGUGUCUGUUGCAACAAUGAAUUAAUUAAAAAAAAACUUGCAGGUGCACUAGCAUACUAUUAUUAAAUACAGUUUACUGCAAGGUAUUCUAAGUCAAGAUCACUCACAAAAGCAGUCAAAUGUUGUUCAAUUCACUGCAUUAUUUUUCAAUAUAUAUGUAUAUGUUGACAGAUACAAGAUAUCAACUAUACUGGUAGUUUCAUGAUGAGGGUAUCAAUGCUGACAAGCAGUUUUCAGAGACAUAAAAUAAUUUACAACUCAGGCAGCCUUACCAAUUGAAACAUCAGCUAAUGCAGGUACAAUGCACUAGUGUCUGGUUUGGCAGGAAGCCAAAGAACAGUUGCAAACUAAAUCAAAUACUUAUCAGAUUGCUAUAACUCAGGUGUCUAGGAAAGGCAGCAUAUAUGAUUAGCAGAUGAUAAAUAAGUCAUGCUCUUUUACUAGGUACCUAGGCAACUUAAUUUAGAGGCAGCUUUACAGAUGCUGUGUAAUUUGAAUGUUUAAUGUCAUCCAUUUCACUUUAGCUUCAAAAUAAAAUUUUUUUUUUCUUCUUGAGAAGGAUCUUAAAUUUUAAGUUCUAAUGAAGAAAAGUUUUACAUUUUUAUUUUACUUGCAUCUGUAUCAGUGUCAUGAAAAGAACUCACAAGAAUGCUUAAAGAGGAGAGGGGAACUAGAACUUGUAUGGGAUGUUUCAUUACAAUAAUAUUAAUGGAUAAAUGGUCUGUGUGUAUGUGCACACAAAUUCACAAGUAUCUGUUUAAUGUUUUAUGUGCCCAUUUGUGGACAUGUACAAAUGGAUAACUGAAAGAGAAAGCACUAUUUAGUUCAUGUACAGAUGUGUGUGUUAAUGAAUAAGCUACUUUUUUUUUAAUUUUUGUGAAAAAAAGACUUGAGAAAAGAGAA